Molecule: messenger RNA, 384 nt
Organism: Ambispora gerdemannii
Lineage: Eukaryota; Fungi; Glomeromycota; Glomeromycetes; Archaeosporales; Ambisporaceae
Source: the annotation of a GenBank genome assembly
AUGGCAUUACAAUCGCCGACUCAAAUUAACAAAGAAAUAUUACGAAAAGAAGGAGUCUUACUGCUUUAUUUACCUCUGCUUGGACAGACAUGUGUAAUUUUCUCAGCAUCUCUAUACAUAUAUUUCCUAAUUCACUAUUACUAUAACAACAUCAUCAACAAGACUACACCUAAAAAUAAUAAUCUAUUAAGAAUAACAUCGUUUGAUGUUAUAUUCUAUCUACUCUCAAUAUUUGGCGCAAUCUGGCGUAUCAAAUGCUUUAAAACCCUAGAAGAGUUUUUCACCUAUCAUCUCACAAUUCACAAAGAGCACCGACUCAUCACAACCGGACCAUAUAAGAAUCUACGCCAUCCCUCAUAUUCUGCAGCAAUUCUGAUGGGUUGA